GAUUUGUUCAUUGAAAAGCAUAAACAAACUAAAGAAAAGGGAGAAUACGCCCAUUGAAAUGCAGUUGCCGACUAUCUGCCGCACCUGUGAUGUGGUGUUUUCCCAUACUCUGCACGAGCUGUCCGCUGUAAUUGAAAACAUGCCCACAUUUGAAGGUGGUAAGCACCUUGCGGAUCUGGUCAGUGAAUUGACGAAAAUCGAUCUAACUGGAGCGAUAUCCGACGGGUUGCCCCAAAAACUGUGUGAUAGCUGCAUGCGAAAGUUGAAAAACGCCUACAACUUUGUGGCACAGGCUCGAACCGCCAAUGAGAUACUGCUGAAGCAUUAUCUGCGAAAAGGUAAACCCAUCGGUUCGGAUGCACCGGACUGCUUACAAGAGAUGCCAAUGGAGCUCUGCGUUGCUCAGCAUGUAGAGGUAAAAAUAAAAACUGAACCCGAUAACGACGCGGAAGGAGCCCAACACGUUCCUUGUACCGAGCUUUUGAACACGGCAGCAAAUCAAACCAAAGCUUUGCAAGGACUAGAGACUGAAAAGGAUAUCAACAUUUUCAAGAAGUCUUUGGAUCCAUUGGUAAUGCCCGAAACUGAAGCAGUUAAAUCGGAAUCAGACGUAGAAUCCUUUUCAAAUGGAUUUUCUAGCAAUGAUCUGGAUGAUCAGGACUCCCUUGAUGAUUUACCCUUGCAACAGCGCGCACAAACGUGCAAAAAGAAAAGGGUACCAAAAAAUAAAAAUAAAAAAAAUAAGAAAAUAAAUAUUGGUAGAAAUCAAGACAAAUAUAAAAAACUGGAUGCUGAUUAUGAGAUUGGAACGUGCAUAAUGCCAAAACGUACUGCAAACCUCAGCGAACGAAAGAAAGCUAAGGAAAUGGAUCCAAAUCUUUGUAAGCCACAUGGCUAUAAGCUCAUUCAAUGCAUGAUUUGCCAAAGUAAAUAUGACAAAAUUUGUCACUUGCGUAACCACCUUGAAGAACACCCCGAUAUUUUUGGUUUUGAUGAGCAACAGAAUGUAAACGUAACUGAAAUGGUAGAAUUGUUUUAUCCCGAUCAAAAGCAGCUCAGCUUGGAUCAGUUGAAGGAUCGUAUACAUAAGGAUUUGAAAGCCGGAAAAUACUAUCGCUUUUAUUCCAUAACAAAUCAGUCUGGUUACGAAAUGGAUCUGGACACUUCGGAGACAGAGACUGAAGCAGAAAUUGAAACGGAAGAACAAACUACGAUACGUAGAAAAUCCACAAGAACCAACUAUCUUUGCGAGCUCUGCCAGCAAAAGUACCCACGGAAAUAUUUACUAUACGAGCAUCAGCGGCAGACACACACUUGGUCCGAGGCUCCCCACAUUUGUGGGCGCUGCGAUGCACGCUUCGUAAGCUCCAAACUUCUCACGCAUCAUUAUGAAUCGCAGUGCAAGAACUCCCAAAAGCGUUUUAUUUGCCAUAAAUGCCCUCUUCGUUUCCGUUGGAAACACAAUUUAAAAGCCCACUACCGUGACCACAAGAGUGCAAAUCAAACCUUUGAAUGUCACGAAUGCAAACGUGUUUUUGAUAAGAAAAAAUCCCUAACUGUUCACCUGCUUAGUGUUCACGCCGAUGAGUCCAAGCUUAUUCCAUGCCAGUGGUGUAGCCGAAAAUUUUAUCGGCGUGACUACUUGAUUAAGCAUCUCAACCGACAUGGCUUUAAAGAGCAGGAUAUUCCACUAGCAGAGACUCUGAUAGCUGCUACAUCGAAGCCAAAUGGUGUUAAGAUCAUUAAAUGCAAAAUCUGCAAUAUACAGUUUAAUCGUAUAGCUGAUCUGCGUGCUCAUAUUCAGCUGGAACUAAAGUUGUCCUUAACUUUGCAUCAGAAUUACGAAUCUCCAACCAACUAUUCUAUAACAAAUCAGUCCGGUUUUGAAAUGCACCUUGAAGACUCUGAAACGGAUGACGAAACACAAUCAGAAGCACCUUCUGAGCACUGUAAGAUGCCCACGCUCUACGUAUGUGACAUUUGCAAUGUACAGUCUCGUCGAAAGUAUGAGAUGGUCCAGCAUCAACGAACGAUGCAUCAAUUCGACAAAGUACCAUAUGAAUGCGAACGAUGCAUAUUUAAAUGUGUUUCAAAGAACAUAAUGGAGCAACAUAAGGAAGUGCAAUGUCAUAGUAAAAAUAAGAAGCACAUCUGUCCCACAUGUAGCUAUCGGUUUAUGUGGCCUGAAAAUCUUGAGCAGCACAUCCUUCUGCAACAUAGCAAUAUCAUGAUUAAGGCAACUCCCUCUAAAAUUAUACACGCUCAUCCCUCUGCAGAGUCUAAGCAAACUACAGAUGCAAGUGCGUCUGGAGCACAAAUAUUACAAUGCCCACACUGUGAUCGAACGUACCAAAUGCAAUCUCGACUUAAUAAUCAUAUUCGAGAUGUCCACGUCAACGGGGAUCGAAAGCGCAAGGAAGCUCAAAAAAAGUUCCUGUGCUCUCUCUGUGGCAAGGAAACCCAAUCAGCCUCAAAUUUAAUCACACACAUGAGAAGGCACACUGGUGAGAAACCAUAUAAAUGUGAUAUGUGUGAUAUGGCCUUUCCACGCCAUUCUGAAAUGCUCAUCCAUCGUCGGAUGCACACCGGAGAGAAACCAUUCCAUUGCACCGUUUGUGGAAAAGACUUUGCUAGGUCCGAUAAGCUAAAGAGACACAUGUUGACGCAUAGUGGCUUGAAACCGCACAAAUGCACUUACUGCGAGAAAAGCUACCGGCAGUCGAAGGAUCUAAAUUUGCAUUUGCAACAACACACAGGUGAGUCUCCCUUUGUGUGUGGCAUUUGUGGUGAACGAUUUAUUCAAAGUAGCACUUUGGAAAAACAUCGCAUGAUGCGCCGUCACUUCGACGAGGUAAAAUAAGUUAUACAUAUACAAACUAAAUGCAUAAGAGAGGAUACGUUAAGUCAAUUUGUUUAAAUGUUUUAAAAGAAGUAUUUCUUAAAAAAAGGUUUACAAUUGCGCCAACAAAUGUAUGAAUAAAUCAAAAAUAUACUGGUA
Scaptodrosophila lebanonensis is the source of this 2998-nucleotide messenger RNA. RefSeq names its product zinc finger protein 91-like. The transcript has 5 exons. Lineage: Eukaryota; Metazoa; Arthropoda; Insecta; Diptera; Drosophilidae. Gene Ontology annotation, molecular function: RNA polymerase II cis-regulatory region sequence-specific DNA binding; DNA-binding transcription activator activity, RNA polymerase II-specific; zinc ion binding. Bases 59 to 2860 code for a protein of 933 amino acids. The record is from RefSeq and is a predicted model, not a curated record. Gene Ontology annotation, biological process: regulation of transcription by RNA polymerase II. Gene Ontology annotation, cellular component: nucleus.